Molecule: messenger RNA, 894 nt
Organism: Saccharomyces cerevisiae S288C
Lineage: Eukaryota; Fungi; Ascomycota; Saccharomycetes; Saccharomycetales; Saccharomycetaceae
Gene: BXI1
Product: Bxi1p
Exons: 1
Coding region: 1-894 (297 amino acids)
Biological process (GO): calcium ion transmembrane transport
Cellular component (GO): vacuolar membrane; mitochondrial membrane; endoplasmic reticulum membrane
Source: RefSeq, marked reviewed
AUGUCAGGUCCUCCACCUCCUUACGAAGAGCAAAGCUCACAUCUUUACGGCCAGCCUGCGAGCAGCCAGGAUGGAAACGCUUUCAUCCCGGAAGACUUUAAAUAUUCCACGGUGGUUAUCUCGUGCGAACCCAUCAUUCGCCAGCGGUUUAUGCACAAGGUUUACUCUCUGCUGUCAUGCCAGUUACUGGCCAGUUUGUCGUUCUGCUACUGGGCUAGCGUUUCCACUUCUUUGCAGAACUUUAUCAUGUCGCAUAUCGCCCUCUUCUACAUCUGCAUGGUGGUAUCGCUAGUAUCGUGCAUUUGGCUGGCAGUAAGUCCUCGUCCCGAAGACUACGAGGCCAGUGUUCCCGAACCGUUGCUCACGGGCAGCAGCGAAGAGCCGGCACAAGAGCAAAGGCGUCUGCCUUGGUACGUCUUGUCCUCGUACAAGCAAAAGCUCACGCUGCUCUCCAUUUUCACUCUUUCCGAGGCUUACUGUCUGUCGCUGGUAACCUUAGCGUACGAUAAGGAUACAGUACUUUCGGCUCUGCUGAUCACCACCAUCGUCGUAGUCGGCGUUUCCUUGACCGCACUAUCAGAGAGAUUCGAGAACGUGCUGAAUUCCGCAACGUCAAUAUACUAUUGGUUAAACUGGGGUCUAUGGAUUAUGAUCGGAAUGGGUCUCACGGCCUUGCUUUUCGGCUGGAAUACCCACUCUUCCAAGUUUAAUCUGCUUUACGGCUGGCUUGGUGCCAUUUUAUUUACCGCGUAUCUUUUCAUCGAUACGCAACUGAUUUUUAGGAAAGUGUAUCCUGAUGAAGAAGUUAGAUGCGCCAUGAUGCUUUACCUGGACAUCGUCAAUUUGUUUUUGUCUAUUUUAAGGAUUUUGGCCAACUCUAACGACGACAAUUAA